This is a messenger RNA of Ostertagia ostertagi, 660 nucleotides long. Lineage: Eukaryota; Metazoa; Nematoda; Chromadorea; Rhabditida; Trichostrongylidae. The record is from the annotation of a GenBank genome assembly.
AUGGCAUGUGAUGCUCGUAUGAUGGACGCCGACGCCAGAGCCGCCACGGUGCAAACUAUAGCUGGGCACAUGGAGGACGCGCUAGAAAUCCAACGAGAAGUUCAUAGUUUAAAAUUUAACUCCCUAAAGAGGAGCCAUGUAACUGAUGUCUCAGGGUUAUGUGUCUCCAAACGAUGGGGCAACUACGUCACGUGUUUGUAUGUGUUUAUUAAGAUGCUCUAUUUAGGCAAUGUUAUUUUACAAGUUUUUAUCUUGAAUAGUUUUCUGGGAACUGAUAACUUAUUUUAUGGCUUCCAUAUUUUGAAAGAUCUCCUCAACGGCCGAGAAUGGGAAGUUAGCGGUAACUUCCCUCGCGUGACAAUGUGCGAUUUCGAGCACAUGAAGUUUAUUCGCAAGUAUUUGAGAGCCACAGAUCUUGCAACCGAUCGGCAAUCGGUGAAGAAGUUCGUCCAUAAAUUCCUUGGAUUUGAUGGGGUAUUUUGUAUGCGAAUGAUAUCAGCUCAUGCCGGUGACAUUAUGGCUACUGAGUUAAUUGUUGCUCUCUGGCACAACUUCAACGAUAGAGUUCGAAAGAGUCCUAUCGAGAUGUUUGAGGGGGGCGUGAGUCAGUCACCAAGUAAGCUUGAUGCAAACUUCAAGACAUGGUUGCUUGGACAGACG